Gaeumannomyces tritici R3-111a-1 is the source of this 520-nucleotide messenger RNA. RefSeq lists its product as hypothetical. The transcript has 2 exons. The record is from RefSeq and is a predicted model, not a curated record. Lineage: Eukaryota; Fungi; Ascomycota; Sordariomycetes; Magnaporthales; Magnaporthaceae. Bases 1 to 423 code for a protein of 140 amino acids.
AUGGACGUCGAGGAGGCCGAGCAGCGCAAGAGCACGAUCCUGCUGUUCCUCACGGCCAUCUUCCUGCUGGUCCCCAUCGUGGGCGAGAUCGCCGCCGUCUUCGCGCCCCUGGCCGCCAUCGGGCGCAUCGUGUCCAUCUUGGGGGCGUCACGGGGCCAGGCGGCGCUCGACAUCUACGGCGUCGUCGACACAAAGGGCAACGGACCUCAUGGCCGUCUUGGGCAUCAUGGCCAGGGCGGCGGCCCGGUCGCGCUCCGGAAGCUCAAGAUGGAGCCGCAGAUGGAUAUUGUGAGAAAGGUCAACGAGCGUGCGUCGACGUGCAUGCUACCCGGCGGGCGCGGUGGCAAGCGCUCCGCGGGAGUCUUCCCCGAGGGCGCCCUGCCCAUGAGCGGGUUGAACGCGGACCCCUUUCACCGCUGGUAAAUAAAGAAUCCAAUGGUCGACCGGGGGGAAAUCAGGGGCAAAGCAGUCAAGUCAUUUAGGAGAGGCGAUCGAUAUCUAUGACGUCCUUAUGGUAUGU